CUCCUCCCUCGUCGGUCCCGGCUCUCCCCGCUACCACUCGGUCAGUCCUGAUCCAUUGUCGCUCUCGGCCUCCUCCUUUCCCCUCGUCGCUCAAGUCCUUCCUCCUUCGGCUGCUCGAAAAGGCUCAUAGAAGAAGUUCAAAAUGCUACAGAAUGUACCUCACCAGAUUAUACAGUCUCCAGCCCGUCUUGGCCUGCCAAACCCUAAUUCACCGUCUCUACAAACUCCCGCUCCUCCGAAAUUCUCAUCGCAGAUCCCACAAUCGCAUCCGCCUGUUUUGCAUCCAAAUUUGUUAACCACGCCCACCUCCCUAACCCUACUACCACUCCUUCCUCCUCUAUCUAGAGCUCAGUCGAUCCUUCUAAGGAUGGCGUCCCUCACAUCAAGACUUUUUGAAGUCUCUUCUAAUCAAGCUCAGUGGCGUAGUACCUUCCGUGGUUCUUUUCCUACCUUUCUUUCUACCCAAACCGUAUCUUCACCAGAUUCAUCUCCCGCCACGUCUAAAGAAAUCAUCGCCCUCUUCACAACUCUUCAGACUCAACUCUUUGAAUCCGUCACUGAACUUCAAGAAAUUCUUGACCUUCAAGAUGCCAAGCAGAAAAUUACUCGCGAAAUCAGAUCCAAAGAUUCCGCAAUUCUGGCGUUCGCUAACAAACUUAAAGAAGCUGAACGGGUCCUUGAUAUCCUAGUUGAUGAUUAUUCAGAUUACCGCCGCUUGAAAAGAUCAAAAGUUGAAGAGAAUGAAGAGAGCUCAUCUACCACCACAGUUGCAACUCAGCUAAAUUUAUCCGAUAUUUUAUCAUAUGCACACAGAAUCAGCUACACGACCUUCGCCCCACCAGAAUUUGGCGCCGGCACAGCUCCUCUCCGAGGUGCUCUCCCACCUGCCCCUCAGGAGGAGCAAAUGCGCGCUUCUCAGUUAUAUAGUUUUGCUGACCUUGAUGUUGGGUUACCGAAGUUGGCAGAGAACGAGAAAUUCGCCGUCGAGCCCUUGGCUGAAAACCCAUCAGACCCUAAUUCACUUGCGAAUAUGGUAAUCAAAGAUAUGCUUCCUCCAAAUAUUGUGGUGCCAUCAGGAUGGAAGCCUGGGAUGCCUGUGCAGUUGCCUACAGAUUUACCAAUCCUUCCUCCAGCCGGAUGGAAGCCUGGCGACCCAGUGGCUUUGCCACCAUUGGACUCGCUUGGUGGACCUCCAAGGACCGAGGACCAACAGACUCAACCCAUCCAUGUUCCUGGAUUUGCAAAGGGGCCGCAACCUAUACAGGUUCGGCAUGUCCAACUUGAUAUUGAUGAUGAUAGUAGUAGUGAAUACAGCAGUGAAGAUGAUAGUUCUGAUGAAGAUUGACAAAAAAAAGCUUCAAACAGUGUGAUAUUCAUAUUCACAAGAAAACUGUGUGUAAUGGAUCAAGGAACCUCUUAGUUUAGCUUAUGACCUCUUGCUUUUAACUUUGAUUGUCUUAAAAGUUACAGUUCAUUGGCAGUUAUGUUGUUGAUGUACAUAGUAGGAAAUCAUUUGAUGCC
This is a messenger RNA of Cynara cardunculus var. scolymus (artichoke), 1521 nucleotides long. RefSeq names its product mediator of RNA polymerase II transcription subunit 4. Gene Ontology annotation, molecular function: transcription coregulator activity. Gene Ontology annotation, cellular component: mediator complex; core mediator complex. Gene Ontology annotation, biological process: regulation of transcription by RNA polymerase II. The record is from RefSeq and is a predicted model, not a curated record. The coding region runs from base 143 to 1345 and encodes 400 amino acids. The transcript is spliced from 2 exons. NCBI's taxonomy places the organism in Eukaryota, Viridiplantae, Streptophyta, Magnoliopsida, Asterales, Asteraceae.